AUGGCAAGACCCGAUUCUCGGCCAUCCGUCACAGCAUCUCCACAGCUACACUUCAUCACCCUUGAACCGGGCUCCUCGCACAAUCUCCGCAGUCGAGAAGUCGAGAGGGUGCUCCUAGGGAUUCUCUCAACCAAAUCUGGGAUGAUCACGUCUUCGUUGCGCAGAGCUGUGCGCUCUUCUAACUCGCCACAAUCCAUAUCUCGACCUACACCCUCCAUAGCCGCCUCCUUCUCUUCGCGAUCACAUCAGCGGCGGCAGUCGUCUUCCAAGCCACCAAUCCCACCAAAUGAUGGCCCAGCGAAUGUUGCAAACCCAUCUGUGAAGACAGUGGGAACACCAAGAGCCAAAGAUGCUUCUGGGCACAAGCGGUCCGGAGCCGAGUCACGAUUAUCGAGACGCAAGGUACCACGAGCUAGGAGUGAACAUCCCGUAGAUAGCAAAGACGAAUGGGCCAUAAAUCUUCCAAGUGUGCCCAGUACGCAACAUCUAGACCCGAAAGAUGUCUUCGUCGCAUCUUUCUUCUCCAACCACCGACCCAUCUCCGUUACUUCCUCAGUUCCUCUGUCAGCACCUGAAGAAGUUUUUCAAUCGAUAUUUACGUCACGAAAGUCAUCCUCAAAGUCCAAACCUGGCACUGCAGAGGUCAUCUACACCCUUGCGUCAGUCGUUCAAAACCUCGAUAGCACCAUCGCACAAUCUCAGAGCCAGCCAACAACCCAGAACCAGCAACAAGGUCAACAGGACCGUUCGGACCUCAUCUCAGCUAUAACACAACAUAACAAUCCAAAUUCCUCAAAUGCUUCUGAGCCACAACAUCUGGAUGGUGCAUCCCAGCAAAAUCUACCUCUACGAGUACCCAAUGGAGUUAAACUGGCCAUCCAGCAAAUUGCACGACAGUUCCGACCAUUCAACCCACCGCCACCUCCACAACCCAUCUCGGAUGCUCAGAUAGAAGCAAAGGAAGCUGAAAACGCGGCAGCAGCAGCAGCAGCAGCAGAAGCCGAAGAACAACAAGCGCAGCAGCUAGAGGAACAAAUCGCAAGGCAAGACGCUCCUCAACGACUCCGACAUUCAAUCAUCAAUGUACAUGAGCGAGCACGGCAAAGACAAGCGAACCGAUUCUUCACCCCCCACACCACCGAGAUAGAAAAUCCAGCAUAUCCAUCACUGCUCCAUCGAAUUGAAGAAAGGGGAGAAGGUGACGGGAUACACUACGACCCUAACGCAAGCAUCAUGAACCAAGAAGAACCGCAGAGAAGACCUGGGCGGAUAAGAGAGGGCCCUCAGGCAAAGAGCGCGGGUUUAAGGAGACGAAAGUUAUACGCCAUCAGUGUGAAGAGGCAGAGGAGGUUGAAAAUGAAGAAACAUAAAUAUAAGAAGUUAAUGAGGAGGACCAGGACGUUAAGGAGAAAGCUGGAUAAGUAG
Messenger RNA from Endocarpon pusillum Z07020, 1425 nucleotides. RefSeq lists its product as uncharacterized. Gene Ontology annotation, biological process: mRNA processing. NCBI's taxonomy places the organism in Eukaryota, Fungi, Ascomycota, Eurotiomycetes, Verrucariales, Verrucariaceae. The record is from RefSeq and is a predicted model, not a curated record. The coding region runs from base 1 to 1425 and encodes 474 amino acids. The transcript is spliced from 2 exons.